AUGGCCGAAACCAAGGACAAGUCUGCCAACCCCAUGAGGGAGCUUCGCAUCCAGAAGCUCGUCCUCAACAUCUCCGUCGGAGAGUCUGGUGAUAGACUCACCAGAGCUGCCAAAGUGUUGGAGCAACUGAGUGGUCAAACCCCAGUCUACAGCAAGGCCAGAUACACUGUCCGUACCUUCGGUAUCCGUCGUAACGAGAAGAUUUCCGUGCACGUCACCGUCCGUGGACCCAAGGCCGAGGAGAUCCUCGAGCGUGGAUUGAAGGUCAAGGAGUACGAGCUCCGCAAGCGCAACUUCUCUGAGACUGGCAACUUCGGUUUCGGUAUCAGCGAGCAUAUUGAUCUCGGUAUCAAGUAUGACCCUGGAAUCGGCAUUUACGGAAUGGACUUCUACGCCUGCAUGACCCGCCCUGGUGAGCGUGUUGCCAAGCGUCGCCGCUGCAAGACCCGUGUCGGUGCCAACCACAAGAUCAGACGUGAUGAGACCGUCAAAUGGUUCAAGAACCGCUUCGAGGGUAUUGUCCGAUAA
Venustampulla echinocandica is the source of this 528-nucleotide messenger RNA. RefSeq lists its product as uncharacterized. The record is from RefSeq and is a predicted model, not a curated record. The coding region runs from base 1 to 528 and encodes 175 amino acids. Gene Ontology annotation, molecular function: structural constituent of ribosome; RNA binding. Gene Ontology annotation, cellular component: cytosolic large ribosomal subunit; ribosome. Gene Ontology annotation, biological process: translation. Lineage: Eukaryota; Fungi; Ascomycota; Leotiomycetes; Helotiales; Pleuroascaceae. The transcript is spliced from 4 exons.